This is a messenger RNA of Gasterosteus aculeatus aculeatus (three-spined stickleback), 2500 nucleotides long. The record is from RefSeq and is a predicted model, not a curated record. NCBI's taxonomy places the organism in Eukaryota, Metazoa, Chordata, Actinopteri, Perciformes, Gasterosteidae.
GAGUAUGCUAGCAUUUAGCGACAGCCCUGUCUAUGUGUAGCCAUCCAUCCAUUUACUCAGGUGGAAACGCUUGUACUGAAGGCAGCGUUCACCGCGAGCAGGUUGACAGACAGAGACGGACAUCCUGCGAGAGACAACUUGAAGUCAAGCUAUGUGUGUGCUGGAUUAAUAUUUAGUUUGCAUUAGUCUUUUUUUGCGAAGUGUAACCCAUUCAGUGAGAACAAAUACCAGUGGCAGCAACUAAGGCACGAAAGGCCGAGGACAAAGCAUUCAACCAACCCAAAAAUCCAUCUGUCAAGCAGUUUGUUGUUCCAGUUCAGUUCCAGUUCCCUGCUGUGAGACAGAACCUGAUAGUUGAGGGGAAGCCGUGUUGGAAAGAACCUUUUAAGAAGGAAACCGUCACUGUGACGUUUUCAGGUUGUUCACACUCAGCCCUCCUUAUGUAAGAGGACAGGUAUUCCCCUCGACUGACCUCGGCCCGUCAUUCGAUCACACUGAGGAUCGUCAGGCGGACUGAGACAGUUAGGGCUGAUAAACCUGACGGAGUAGAAAAAAUAACUUGACAGCACCGGUGAUCUCGGGUCCGGUGCGGUCUGCAACAAUUCGCAUUAAGCUCACACACAAAGUGCAUCAUGUCCAGAACGGGAGCUCUUGGGGACACGAACCUUCGCUCGCUGCUGAGGGAGCUGCGCACUGAUAUUGCCAUGGCUGUCGAUGACCCUUUCCCUCUCCUUUACGGUUUGGUGGACAAAAACAUCCUCACCGACCAACUAUUUAAGGACACGCUGGAGAAGGAAGGUAGAGAAGGGAUCCAUAAGGCCAUGUACUCCCUCCUCUCCUGGCUCCUGGAACAGAGAAGAUCCACCAUUCAGGCUUUCUGGAGCAACUUGUCCAAAGACUACAACCUGGACAGCUACCCCAAGCUGCAGACGUUGCUCACUAAACUGCAAUCCAGACAGGACGCCGCGAGUUCCAGAGCAGAGAGAAGCUCCUCCGGAGGCCUCAAACCUCCUCACAUUAAGAAGAGGAACCACAGGGAGAGAGAGACCAGCUCACAGACUCUGCACCCACAGUAUCACGCCGAGACGAGUGAUAGACCAGGCGGUAAAGUGAAGCUGUACAGAGUGAAAAGUGAAGCUGCGGCCUCAAAGCUGACGUCUGCAAACAAUGUUCUGGAGGUUUCGUCUUCCGUCCAGAGACCGGUCACGCUGGGUUCCUCAUUAACCGAGCCGGCAGUCAGCCACGCAGCCACAGAGACCCAUAUCAGACAGAUGUUGGACUCGGAUGGAAGUGCCAGGAAGGUUGUCGGGGAGUUUUACUCAGAGGAGUCCAGAGCUGUCGAUAACAAGCUUCCCCGCAAGGGGGAGACAACCGCCGGCACGGUAGAGGAUCCGCCGAGCAUCCACUCGUUGAAGGUCGGUCACUCCGUCGGCCCUUUCCAAGGUGUGUGUAUUCACCUUUGUGCGUUCUGCAUUCCUGAGAGCUUAGGGUCAUGUAAUGACGAUGAGUGUGCAGUGUGCAAGGACGGAGGGGAGCUGAUUUGUUGCGAUGGCUGUCCUCGAGCUUUUCACUUGACCUGCCUGGACCCUCCGCUCACAUCCAUACCGAGUGGCACUUGGCGUUGUGAAUGCUGCAGCGGAAACACAGUGAAAAGAGAGAAUGCGCCAGUAUCUUUUCAGGUAAGUAUCAGUAAGGUUUACAUGGACUGUUCAUUCUUAUGUUUAAUUUAUUUGAUUUACGUUAAUUGUUAUUCAUUUGUUUCUUCCAGAGUAACACAUAUGAUAUUCUUUGUUUCACUCUUUUGCACUGCAUUUUCUCUUCUGUAUUUCAUGCCACAGCCACUCGAUGCCCUGCAAAAAAACACGAGCAACCCCAUCGUGGAUGUUUCCUUCUUCUCCUCGCUUCCUUCCUCGCCGCUCACCUGCGCCACAGCCUCUAUGAAUGAGCUCAGAAGCCAGGGCCCGGCCGGAGAGCUGCUCGCUGUGAGGGAGGUGUGUGGUGUUUGCUGCGUCGAAGGCGGAGAGCUGACUCACUGCCUCCAGUGUUUGCAGCGCUUCCACGUCCACUGCCACUUCUCCAAAGGCCGAUCCAUCUGCUCGUCCUGCUCCCGGCCCUGGAGCGCCUCUGCAGAGAAGGAGGCUGAAACAUCCAGAAGCUUACAGCUCAUCCAUGAGCAGCAGUCUUCUUCCCCUGAGGGCGUCCUCCAUAAAGAUGAACUGGACUCCAUCCUGGGAGACUGCUCCAUUGACAUCCUGCAGUGGGCUUUCCACAACAUCUCUCGGCCUCAUCCAGACUUGCAAGGAUGCUUCAAGUGACAGACACACAAUCGGCACUCAACAAUGAUCUCUCUGCAGAGUAUCAAACACGACAGGAGCAUUUAAUGGAGAAUAAAGUACACAUUAUUAUCCCGUGUUCUGCCUUACCUGAAGUUGAAGAUUUGGUAGUGGUUUAUUUUAGAUAGAACAUGAUAUUCGUUUUUGAAUAAUUCUUUACACUUUAA